Molecule: messenger RNA, 1875 nt
Organism: Varanus komodoensis (Komodo dragon)
Lineage: Eukaryota; Metazoa; Chordata; Lepidosauria; Squamata; Varanidae
Gene: DNAJC1
Product: DnaJ heat shock protein family (Hsp40) member C1
Exons: 12
Coding region: 82-1734 (550 amino acids)
Cellular component (GO): endomembrane system
Source: RefSeq, a predicted model, not a curated record
UCCGGCCACGUCUGCCGGGUCCUGCUGCAGCUCUGCGCUAAGCCUAGCUGGAGCAGCGGUGGGGGUUGUCAGCCGAGAACCAUGGGCCGAGACUCGUGUCCCUCGGCGGGGCUGCGCUGGUCGCCGCUGCUCUCGCUUUUGCUUCUCAUGCCGUCCGGCCUUGCAUGGGACAGCGGAGACUUGGAGCUCUUCGACUUAGUGGAGGAAGUCUCGCAAAACUUCUACGUGUUCCUGGGAGUUGAGCAGGAUGCUUCAUCAGCAGACAUUAGGAAAGCAUAUCGCAAGCUUUCAUUAAUACUACACCCGGACAAGAAUAAAGAUGAAAAUGCAGAAACCCAGUUUAGACAAUUGGUGGCCAUAUAUGAGAUUUUAAAGGAUGAAGAGAGGAGGCGUAGAUAUGAUGAUAUUCUGAUCAAUGGGCUACCAGAUUGGCGACAACCUGUAUUUUACUACAGGCGAGUGAGGAAAAUGAGCAAUGCAGAGUUGGCAUUACUGUUGUUCAUUAUCCUCACAGUGGGUCAUUAUGCUGUGGUUUGGUCAAUCUACCUGGAAAAACAACUGGAUGAACUGCUUAGCAGAAAAAAGAGAGAGAAGAAGAAAAAGGCAGGAGGGAAGAAUGUGGAUGAAGUGAAACUUGGUGUAGACAGGAAUGAAAGAUUGUUAGAGAAACCACAGUGGCGGGACCUGCUUCCGUGCAAGCUGGGAAUAUGGUUCUAUCUAACAGUAAAAGGAUUGCCUCAGCUAAUUCAGGAGGCCAGACAUCUGUAUGUAGAAUAUAAAGAAACAAAAAUGAAGGAGAAAGAAGAGGCCUUGGCUAGAGCUGAAACGGAAACACUUCCAAAAGAAAAGAAACCUAAAGUCAAGAAACCAAAAUCUGAAUAUCCGGUAUACACAGUGGCAGAAACAAAUGCAUUUGUACCAUCAUAUGAUCAUGGCACGUCUAUUGAGGAGAUUGAAGAACAGAUGGAUGAUUGGCUGGAAGACAGAAACAAAUCGCUAAAAAAGAAGGCACCUGAAUGGACGGAAGAGGACCUUAGCCAACUGACAAGAAGUAUGGUUAAGUUCCCAGGGGGUACGCCUGGUCGAUGGGAAAAGAUUGCUCAUGAAUUGGGUCGAUCAGUGGCAGAUGUGACAAUGAAAGCAAAGGAGGUUAAAGACACAGUUGUAUGUGCACCCGGUGUUGUUAGGCUGUCUGAGCUGAAAAUGCUGGCCCAAAACUCAAGAGCCAACAAGGCUGCUGUUAACUUAUCAGAUCAUAUAAUCACUCAGCGGGAAAGAGAGGAGGCUGUACAGGAAGAAGAAGCAAAGUAUACUUGUGACCCUGAACCAACAGAUGUGGCAGCAGUUGAUCAAAGAGAGACAGUGUUGAAUGAAGCCAGACUCCGUAAGCGGAAGACAAUACCAAAGGUUCCUGAAACAACACUUCCAGUGAUGAAAGAGACAGCAGAAGACAAGUGUAGAGGAAAGCGCCAGAAAGACUUUGUCACUGCAGACCAAGAGGAGGAUAGUGAUGACGAGGGCAGAAAAAGAGAGAGAUGUCGCAGUUCAGAAGACUUUUGGACUCAGAAUCAACAAAAGCUGCUGGAGUUGGCCUUACAGCAGUAUCCAAAGGGAACGCUAGAACGUUGGGAUAAAAUUGCAAGAUAUGUUCCUGGAAAAAGUAAGGAAGAAUGUAUGACAAGAUACAAGUUGCUGGUUGAACUCAUACAAAAGAAAAAGAUGGUAAAAAGCUGAAUAUUUUGAAUAAUUUUACUUGCCAGAGUGGAAUAUUUUAAACAUCUUAUGCAGUAACAUGUAUUUUUAUACCUCAGUAUUUCAGUAUGUCAUGUGCCUUAGUAAAAUAAGAUAAAAUACAAUAAAAAUUUAUGCCUUCCA